AUGGCAUCUGCUUCACGCACCCUCACUCGCGCUCUGCGCUCCGCAACUCCCAUCCGCGCCUCCAAUUCGGCCCGCCUUGCCAUUCGUGCUCAGCCUAUCCGCCACCACUACCAGCGCCGUGCCUAUUCGACACCCACGCCCGAGCAGCCUGACAAGUAUGAGGGCAACCCAUCGGGUAUGAUCUGGGGUGCUGGUGCUCUGCUCGCCAUUGCUGCCGGAUAUGGCGCUUACCUAUCGAAGCCAGAAUGGUUUGGAAAAGACAGCAAGGCCAAGACGGCCAUCAUCACCCCCAAGUUCGACGACUACCAGCGCGUAUACAAUGAGAUUGCCCAGAGGUUGGAGGAGAAGGACGACUACGAUGAUGGCAGCUACGGCCCUGUUCUCCUGCGAUUGGCAUGGCACGCUUCUGGAACCUACGAUGCUCAAACCGGCACUGGCGGUUCCAACGGUGCAACCAUGCGAUUCGCCCCCGAAGGCGACCACGGUGCCAACGCCGGUCUGAAAGCCGCCCGCGACUUCCUCGAGCCCGUCAAAGCUGCCAACCCAUGGAUUACCUACUCCGACCUCUGGAUCCUCGCCGGCGUCUGCGCAAUCCAAGAAAUGCAAGGUCCCAAGGUUCCCUACCGUCCCGGCCGCAGCGACCGUGACGUCUCCUUCUGCACGCCCGACGGCCGUCUCCCCGACGCCUCGCAGGGCGCCUCGCACAUCCGCGCCAUCUUCGGCCGCAUGGGCUUCUCGGACAAGGAAAUGGUCGCCCUAUCCGGUGCCCACGCUCUAGGCCGCUGCCACAAUGACCGCUCUGGUUUCGAUGGCCCGUGGACCUUCUCCCCUACCACCCUCACCAACGACUACUACAAGCUCCUCCUCGAGGAGAAGUGGAGCUACAAGAAGUGGAACGGCCCCCGCCAGUUCGAGGACGUCAAGACCAAGAGCCUCAUGAUGCUGCCCACUGAUAUGGAGAUUAUCAAGGACAAGAGCUUCCGUUCCUGGGCGGAGAAGUAUGCUCGUGACAACGAUCUGUUCUUCAAGGACUUUUCCGACUCCGUGUGCAGGCUUUUUGAGCUCGGUGUGCCGUUCUCUGUUCCCGAGGAGCAGAGGUGGACGUUCAAGAGCUCGUUCGAUUAA
Messenger RNA from Periconia digitata, 1125 nucleotides. The record is from the annotation of a GenBank genome assembly. Lineage: Eukaryota; Fungi; Ascomycota; Dothideomycetes; Pleosporales; Periconiaceae.